CAAAAUCAUAUUUUAUUAAUCUCUCAAUGUAGAAAGAGAGCAAACAAAUAUGUAAAUAUGAACAGCUGGGCGUCAUGUUAUUAUGAUGUUUAAGAAACAAAAUUGAAUUUACUUGUUAAAAAUUUUAUAAGUCAAUAAAAAAAAAUUUACAACAAAACAUGGAGAAGUUAGAAGUUUUGAAAAUGUCUUCAAUGCGUCCACGCACUAAUAUAUUAGACAGGCCUUUAUCGAAAGGCAAGUCGGAAGUAUCGCACGCAAUUGUAGCUUUGCUAUUUAGUGAAGUCGUGCAAUAUUGUCAAUCGCGUGUUUAUACAGUUCCCGAAUUGCAAAACAGAUUACACGUCAUGGGCCAAGAUCUUGGUACCCGUAUUAUUGAUUUGCAUUUUAUGCGUGAGCGCAGCUUAAAACGUGAAACCAAACUUACGCAAAUGUUAUUGUUUGUCAAGACCACAGUCUGGAAGAACUUAUUUGGUAAAGAGGCUGAAAAGUUAGAGCAUGCCAACGAUGAUGAACGCACUUAUUACAUUAUUGAAAAGCAACCAUUGGUUAAUACAUUUAUAAGCGUGCCAAAGGAUAAAGGUUCAUUGAACUGCGCGAAUUUUACCGCCGGCAUAGUGGAAGCAGUUCUUACUCACUGUGGCUUCCCUUGCAAGGUAACUGCCCAUUGGCAUAAGGGGACUACAUAUAUGGUCAAAUUUGAAGAUUUUGUUAUAGCCCGCGACAAGCAAUUGGAAGAUAAAUAAAUAACACAACUUUUCCAAUAAUGAAUGAAAUCUUCGACUUUUAUUAACCUAGCA
Glossina fuscipes is the source of this 797-nucleotide messenger RNA. It is a transcript of the gene Trs31, whose product is annotated as trafficking protein particle complex subunit 5. Gene Ontology annotation, biological process: endoplasmic reticulum to Golgi vesicle-mediated transport. Gene Ontology annotation, cellular component: TRAPPII protein complex; TRAPPI protein complex; TRAPPIII protein complex. The record is from RefSeq and is a predicted model, not a curated record. Bases 159 to 743 code for a protein of 194 amino acids. Lineage: Eukaryota; Metazoa; Arthropoda; Insecta; Diptera; Glossinidae. The transcript has 3 exons.